Elaeis guineensis (African oil palm) is the source of this 2423-nucleotide messenger RNA. The record is from RefSeq and is a predicted model, not a curated record. Lineage: Eukaryota; Viridiplantae; Streptophyta; Magnoliopsida; Arecales; Arecaceae.
AGCGAGAUAAAAUUAAAAAUAAAAAAAAGAGAGAAAAAUAGAAAAAAGGGUCCGAAAAUGACUGAAUACGUUGCUUCUCUCGGUACUGUCAGCCCAGCAGGCCAGCACCAUGCUCCUCACGCUCGCCUUCGUUCACAUACUUAAAGAAGAUGAGAGAAUAUCCCGCCGUUCGUGCUGAGAGCCCACGAAAAAAAAAAAAAAAAGAGCACCCCACCCUUCUCAUCUUCUCAUCGUCCAGAUCUUGUCGCAUUUGUCGCCCCAACGCAGAGUUCGACAAAAGGGGGAACGGCGAUGGACGUUUCAGGGGCCCCAACGCAGAGUUCGACAAAAGGGGGAACGGCGAUGGACGUUUCAGGGGGGGUCCUGUCUCGUCUCGGUCAUCUGCUAGCUUUCGUCCUCGUCUUCGUGCUCCUCUUCAUCCUUGGAAUCCUUAAAGCGGUUGUCAUCGCGCCGAUUGUAUUCGUCACAGUGGUGGUCGGGAACGCUACCUUGAUCAUCGGGCUGUACCCUUGUCACGUCGUCUGGACUUGUUACUGUAUCGUGAGAACGAAGAAAUUCGGAUCGGUGCCGAAGGCUCUUAUCCUGCUAUUAAUGCCGGUUCCCAUCGUUCUCUGGCCCAUCUCCGCGGCGAUUGGGACUGUCUUGACGGGAAUAGGAUUUGGAGUGGGCCAGCCGCUCAUGGCAACCUUUGAGGUCGUCGGAGAAGGAGUCGACAAUAAGUUGGUCAGGUGUUUCACGGACGGUACCUGGGACUCGAUCAAAAGAGGGUGUACCAUUGUGCGUGAUUUUAAGGACAUUUGCUUCCACUCUUACUUCUCAGUCAUGGAUGGGUUACUCGAGGCGAGGGGCGAGACGAUCAUGAACAUGAGGUUAUCACAGAUACCGGGAUGCUUAUUGGCAGGGAUCGUGGGUCUUCUUAUUGAUGUGCCUAUGCUUAGCCUCAUAGUACUUUACAAAGUUCCCAUCAUGCUGUACAAAGGAUGGAGGCAGUUGAUCCGAGAUCUUAUUGGACGUUCAGGUCCAUUUCUUGAAAGUGUUUGCAUUCCCUUUGCCGGACUUUUAAUUUUGUUAUGGCCUAUAGCAGUUGAAUUGACUGCUGCAGCUGGAAUUCUUUCAAGCUUUGGUCUUGGAUGCUAUGCUGCUGCUGUCGCAUACCAGGAAGAUUCUACAAUGAGUGGCAUACUGUAUACCAUAUCUGUGAUAUCUACAUUUGAUGAGUUCACUAAUGAUUUUCUCUACAUGAGAGAAGGAUCUUGCUUCCCAAGACCCAAGUAUCGCAAGGCUGUUCUUUCUCAGUCGCCAUCACUUCCAAUAAAGCGGGUUCCAGAGCAGUCUGAUUUUACUCCUUUGCAACGCCCACUGAUAAAGACAGCUUCAAUGAAACUGCAAGAGCUAAAAGCAGUAGUGAUAUGGGACAACUUUUUCAAGGGAUGUGAUUAUCUGGGGAAAGAGCUUGUUGGAGCUGGUGCCAUCUUGGUAUCAGAUCUGGAGGCCUGGAAAAAUUCAAAGAACAAGAUACUUAACAUAGGGCUUCCUUCCUAUGUAUUUCUGCAGUGUUUUCUCCGUUCCAUUAAGAGCGGUUCUGCUGGUUUUGUCAUGCGUAUUAACAAUUACCCUUAUUUGUUAUGCAUUAAAUGGAGCAUGCUGCAACAAUUAUCAGAUGCUAAAUUUGAAAUAACUUUCUUAUACUUGCUGCUAUCAGGUGAUGAUGUUGAACUGACAAGCAUUAAUAGGCCAGAGGGAAGAAUUUUUGACUGGCUUUUUGAGCCCAUGCUUCUUCUGAAAGAGCAGAUUAAAGCUGCAGAUCUACAACCAACAGAAGAGGCGUACCUUUGCAAGUUGGCUCUUUAUUGUGGUGAUGCUCAGAGAUUAGCUGCAUGGCAAAAUGUUGGAGUUCCACCAGCUGACGAGGUUAAACGAGCUCAGCUGGAGGGCCUAAGUAGAAGGUUGCAAGGCUUCAGCCUGACCCUUUCAAGGAUGCCAACCUUCCGGCGACGGUUUGCGGAAGUUGUGGAGGCACUAUUGCAAGAAGCCAGGCAGAGAUCAAAGCAAAACUUUAAUGGCAUAGAGCAAGCCUUAUAACUAUCACCUAUUGAUAGGAUAGUUGAGGUAUGGUGAGAAGUGCAACUGGGGCAUGCUGAUGUUACCUGGAUGAUUGUUCUUAUAGUUCCUGUAAUUUAUGAAUGUUUUCCAUUGUUAGUAAGGAUUCUGCACAUAAUCAAAGAUGUCUGUCAGAAAUAUGUAUGUCGGAUUAGUGAAAUACCAUAUUCUUGUUGUAAUGAAAGUGGCUUGAUAGGGAGUUACUCGAGCUUAAUGCUCUCAUAAAUUUUCAUAUCUUAAGAGUUUAGAUUGAUACGGUGCACGCAAGUUUUCUAAGAAAUAGAUGUGAGCGGGAGAUGGGAGGAAAAAGCUUCUUGUUUUAA